This is a messenger RNA of Adelges cooleyi (spruce gall adelgid), 1040 nucleotides long. RefSeq lists its product as uncharacterized. The coding region runs from base 72 to 485 and encodes 137 amino acids. The transcript has 3 exons. Lineage: Eukaryota; Metazoa; Arthropoda; Insecta; Hemiptera; Adelgidae. The record is from RefSeq and is a predicted model, not a curated record.
UCGGUCAGUAUCCAUUUGUCCAUCGAUGCAGCCGUACACAGCAACGUAGCAGCAGAGUAAUACUGUUAGGUAUGUUCCCGUCAUACAUUUUCAUCUAUUUCCUGCUCGUUGCACCGGCACUGGCGUUCAUACAGCCAAACAUAUUGUGGCUGGACGAAAAUGAAGUGUGCAAAAAAGACAGUUCUUCUCGGACACACGUAUGUAAGUCGCUCGACAAAUGCGAAUCGGCCAUACAAGACAUAAGGGACAACGUCGCCUAUCCGACCAUUUGCAGUAUCCGUGGCAAAAUGCCAGUGGUGUGUUGUUCGCCAACGUCCAAGUCCGGCGGCCGGACCGACGGAAAACCUUCGGAAGUCGACAACAACGAUCGGCGACAACAAGAUCCGUUUGAAAUUCCCCCCGGCGUCUUGUUGCAUUUCACAAAACACCACAACGGUCUGCUACAGGACAACACGAUAACGUUCUCUCGUCCCCGAAGACGCUGACCGACGGACUUCCGAUCUCGCACUCUUAUGUGUGUGUGUGUGUGUGUGCGAGAGCGGAACGAGAGAGAAAGACAGACGUGAUUCAAAAUAAUAACAAUUAUCAACACCUCUCGUCGUGUCGUUAACGGCAAUAAUAAUCGAUGGGCGACUGUAUUUAUUAUAACGAAAAUUCGAAGACUAUUGGUUUGUAAUUCGACUGCGAUCGGCUUCCCCUCCACGGUAGCCCACUCGAUAGACUCGAGUACAAGAUAUAGAAGGUAGUAAUACGUUCUUGUGAUUUAUACAGUGUUUCCCGAGACGGUGACUUUUAUCUUGAAUACGAAAUAUCAAAGCAUUUCAACAUGUAUAUAUUAUUAUUGUAACAAUUGUAGCAUUUCAGAUGUAUACAAUUUAUACGCGUAAGCUUUAUUACUCGUAUAUUUUAUUGAAUUACUUGUAAAAAUGUAGUCUAGUCAUCGAAAUUUAUACGCGAAGGUCACUGUGCUUGUAAUUGACAUUAAGACGAUAUAUUAUUGGAUUUGAGUAUAAUAUACAAACAUAUGAUUUUUCACCAAA